GUAAUUGCAAUUGUAUGGUGAGGAGAAAUUCCAAGUUUCCAUGAAACUUCCUGCUGUGCUAAAGUAAACGCAAAGUCAAAAAGUGUGGUGAUGCAUGUCAGGCCUGCUGUUGUGUUCUCAAAUAACUAAGCGUCCUUGUUAGUCUGUCCAUAGCCAACACCCUAGGAAGCAUUCCUGCAUCUAAAAAUCUCUCAUGGUGAACUCAUGUGCACCUGCAGCAUUUCUUCACUCUUCUGCAUCCUGGCAAGCUUUACUUGUCUUUUUUAUUUCUGUGACUGCAGUUGGUGCCGCAGAUGCUGGAGGCCAAGAUGCUGGUGGCCAAGGUCCGUGUCCUCAUUUCUCCUGUGGUGAUCUUGGCAACAUAUCCAAACCUUUCCGUAGGCCAGGCGACCCAGAAGAGUGCGGUGUAAAAGCAUACGAGCUGGUCUGUAGCAACGGCAAGGCUACAAUUCGCAUCAACACGGGGACAUAUUUUGUCACCAGCAUCAACUAUACCAAUCGUUCCUUCUGGGUUGUGGACGCCAAUUUGGAUAUGCACAGCAGCUGCCCUCUUCCUCGUUGGGAUCAGUUUCCUUACACUUCUGAGGGAUUGUUCUGGAGAAGUGGUAAACAUACCCAUAUCGAUUUGCCCACUGAUGAUGCCUCUUUGUGGGCAUGCUUUGUUAAUUGUUCGAGAGCAGUUAGGAUUACGAAUAACUUGGGGUACAAGCCCGUUACUUGCCUGAGUGGGAGCAGUUCCUUUGUUUAUAUAUAUGUACAGUAUGGGGCUUGCACAGUCGGAUCUCUUGAACCUUUUUGUGGAUACUUGGCCGAGAUUUCCUUUGGUACCAAUCCGAAGGGUACUAAUGCAAGUUAUGCAGAUAUCAUACAAGUGGUAAAGAAGGGAUUUUCUGUUGGAUUCCCAAAGGACGAAUAUGAUUAUAGCUACCAUAAUACUUCUUGGAUAUUCAAGACAUGCCUAAAUAAUUUUACCAGGUACUUCCACGAGCAAUUGUCUAGCGGAGGCAUCGUUGGUAUAACUCGUGCUUUCUUUUGGAGUGAUGUAUUUCUUCUCAAGUGCGCAGAGAGUUACAAUGCCACAACUGUUAUUUUAGAUUUCGAUGUGAUAUCCGUAGUGACUGGUGUUAAAAUCACAACGUUACUUGUACUGUUCAGGUUUGUGUUCACAGCACUAGCAGUACAGAUGUUCCUUGCCCACAAGUACUGGAAAACAACGAUAGCAAUUGACGCUGUCGAGAAAUUCCUCCACAUGCAACAAAUGCUUGGUCCUACUAGGUUUGCCUACACUGACAUCACUGCGAUCACUGGCCAUUUCAGAGACAAGUUGGGUCAAGGAGGAUACGGCUCCGUAUACAAGGGUGCACUACUCUCAGGCAAUAUGCAUGUUGCCGUCAAGAUGCUGGGCAACUCGAACUGCAAUGGGGACGAGUUCAUCAGUGAGGUCUCCACCAUCGGUAGGAUUCACCACAUCAAUGUGGUUCGCCUUGUGGGCUUCUGUGCAGAGGAAAUGAGAAGGGCACUGGUCUAUGAGUACAUGCCCAAUGGUUCUCUUGACAAGUACAUAUUCUCGGCCGAAAGAAGUUUUUCUUGGGAUAUGCUCAACGAGAUUGCUUUGGGCAUUGCAAGGGGAAUCAACUACCUGCAUCUAGGGUGCGACAUGCAGAUCCUUCACUUUGACAUCAAGCCACACAACAUUCUUUUGGACAGCAAUUUUGUCCCAAAAGUUUCUGACUUUGGCCUUGCCAAGUUGUACCCGAGAGACAAGAGCUUUGUGCCAGCAAGCGCCAUGCGGGGAACUAUUGGGUACAUAGCUCCUGAAAUGAUAUCUCGUAGCUUUGGUGCCAUAUCAAGCAAAUCUGAUGUUUAUAGUUUUGGUAUGCUACUGCUCGAGAUGGCAGGAGGGCGAAGGAACGCAGACCAAAAUGCAGCCAACUCAAGCCGAGCAUACUACCCAGCCUGGGUUUAUGACCGCCUAGCGGAACAAGACGCUGGCGAGAUUUCUGUUGCGGCAGACAUGCAUGAGUUGGAGAGGAAACUGUGCAUCGUUGGGCUACGUUGCAUUCAAAUGAAGCCGCAGGAUCGUCCGACCAUGAGCGAGGUUAUAGAGAUGCUCGAGUGUGGCACUCAUGGCCUGGGCCUGCAAAUGCCUUCUAGGCCAUUCUUCUGUGAUGAUGAUGAUCCUAAUAUGCCUGCAGCAGAUUCUUACCAUUUCUCAUCGGAGCUUACUGCAAUAUCUGAGGAAGAUGGUUGAAGAAAUAAUACAUGUCUUUAUGCAUUCAGAUGAAGCCACAUGAUCGUCCAAUGAUGAGUCAAGUCGUAGGGAUGCUUCAGUGAUCAUAUGGUUCAUACAGAUUCUUACCAUUUCUCCUCAGACCUGAAUGCAAUUGUAACACCCGGGUUUCGGGGCACCAA
Messenger RNA from Zea mays, 2412 nucleotides. Its product is annotated as rust resistance kinase Lr10. The transcript has 4 exons. The coding region runs from base 194 to 2251 and encodes 685 amino acids. Gene Ontology annotation, biological process: protein phosphorylation. Gene Ontology annotation, molecular function: ATP binding; polysaccharide binding; protein kinase activity. The record is from RefSeq and is a predicted model, not a curated record. NCBI's taxonomy places the organism in Eukaryota, Viridiplantae, Streptophyta, Magnoliopsida, Poales, Poaceae.